UUUUAUGGUUUUGCUCAGUCGUUCCUAGAAAAUGUUGGUAUAAUGCAUUCAGGUAAACUACUUUGGCAUCCUUUACAGUUCAUUUUACUGUCACCAUAUCUUAUGUAUUUUGAGUAACCUAAAAGUCAUUUACUUCAUUAUCCAGUUUGGAAGCCUGAGGUGGUUCCCAGUUAACAAUAAUUAUUAUUGUUUUCUUACCCCAGAUGGUGCUUAAAUAUCACACUAAAGUACAUUGCAACUGUUCCUUUGACAGUUUUCGUCACUUAACAGUGCAUUUCUACCAAAAUAUCAGGAAUUCCAAUAAGCCUAAUAUCACUGCAUUGUACAAGCAAAAAAAAAAAAAAGUCUUGUAAGGUUCCAGUGAAUGGCUCACUCGGGGUUUGGUGGUUUCCUAAAUGUACCAUUGUCACAACCUAUUUUUCUGUUUCUAAGCUCCAUCAUAUGUGUAUCCUUCUGACUGCUCCAACAAUGGUGGGUAAGAUCUGAAUCUUUCAUGGUGAAUAGAAAUGCUGAAAUCUUUGUGUGUGAUUAAUGAUGUCAGUGUUAAGUAUUGAACGUUUCAGAGAUCUCCGUGAUCAGGGUCAGUAUGACGAAUGAUUGUACAUUGCUAACAUAUAUACCAGUAUGUCAAAUUAGUGCCUCAUCCUAUUGGUAUAUUAUACAGCAGGAGGGUGGAGUCACAUUGUGCAGUCACCCAAAUGACUCUAACAUGUCACAGUGUCGCCUAAACCUGGUGUCCUUGUCAUUUCUUUUAUUUUCUUUUUAGCAUGAUCUUCCUGCAUUUCUCAUGUUUUUUUUCUGGUCUGUGUGCAUUGGAAUGUCCUAAUAAUCUGGUGCGGGGAUUCCAUGCUCUGCUAAGUUUCUUUCCUUUCUGUUGAUGGUGUUUGGUUGUAAUUUUAUUUUUGUUACCUCGUUCACACGUGGUCCUUGUAGCCUGCGGAUUUAGCUAAUACAUUGGUCUUUUUAAAGUUGAUCUAGUGGCCAAUUCAGUGCAUGCUGUGUCCACAGUGGCAGAACUUAGAACUUGCCUGAGAUUUUAAUUCAGAGAGCCAUGAACUUUAUGUUGUAGGGAUGAACCUUUUGGUCCUGCUACCAGAGAAUUAGUUGUGUGUGUAUGUCUCCAAGAAGAAUUUGCAUGAAUGUUACACUGCUUAUAUACUAUAAUGUAAAUGUAACUGAUCUGCGAGUUAUAAUUUGCCAUAGCUGACAUAUAUCAAUCACUUUGUUGUUAUAAUUGUGUUUCUUGUUCCUAAUUUAACAGGCUCUGGUGCAAAGUUUUGUAAACCUUUAAAAGAAAAAGAAGAAGGCUAGGAACAGACUUGCUAUGAAGCUGCGUUCUGGAAAACAAGUGUCAAAACAAAGUGAGUUGUUAGAAUGUGACAGUGAUAAGAGAAGUGCAAAAGUUUUCAAGAUUGGACAGAAAAGAAAGGAAGCAUGUGAAGUUAUCAAUCCUGUUGGCAAUGAAACCAUUCCUAGUUCAUCAGUAAAUGAAGAUUCUGGUGACUUCCAUCUGAGACAGACAGCAGUUCCCUGUAAUAGUACAGGGUCAAAGAUUUCAGUUAUGAAACAUUGUGGUCAUAUUUCAUCUUCAGCUGAUGCAUUGACAAAUUUGCCUGCUAGAUCUAGCAGUACUGUCAAAAAAAAUGAAGUUUUGACUUACUUUCACCAAACUUCGAGUACUAGAUCCAGUUGUUCAGGAAGAAGCAGUGAAGAAAGCUCAGCUAAUGUAUGCACCAACCUUUCAUCAUUAUGCUCUUCUGAAAUGUCUCCAUCUAGCAGUAGCAAUAUUGGAUGCCUCAUGCAAGAUAACAGGCCCCUUAUUGUAGAUGUGACAAAUAUAAGAAAAGACAAAACAGAGAACAAAAAGAAUGUAUGUUCAGUGGUUAACAGUAUUCUUGAUAAAGAAUGUGACAGCAUUGGAAUGGCUAACGAAAGUGAUAAAUGUAUCUUAAAAAUUCCAAGUAUAAAGCGAAGACGCUGUAGUAGGUCAGUGAAAAUGCUGUCUCAAAAUGUGAAGGCAAUGACAGCUAAGACACCAACAGUUACUGUACAUAAGGAUAAAUGUUCAGGGCAGGAAGAUGAUGCAUGUUCUGUCAUCAGUUUAGGAAGUGAUGAUGAAGUCAUAAUUCUUGACAGUGAUCCAAAGCCUCAAUUGGAUUGUAGCAGUGCCAGUGACAUUGUUAUUCUUGACACAUUACCUUCUAAAAAGUGUGUUCCUACUUCAGAUCCUGUGAUAAUAAACUUAUGCACACCCUUGAGCCAGUCGGACGUCUCAAAAUCUCCUGUGCAUAGAGUACAAAAAUGUAUGAAUCGUAAAGAUAAAACCAAGCAAAAGAAAAUUAAACCUAAGGUACAUAAGAAAUCAGCAUUUAAAGACUACGUAUCUCUUCUUGGUAGUGUGCCGCACACUACAGGCAGUAGACCACAAGACAUGUCUUUGGUUACAAGCUGCUUUACACAACAGAGUUUUAUGCCAUUUGCUACUGCUACAUCUGCAAGUUCAAUCUUUGCUCCAGCCAUAAAUUCCAGUGUUAGGAAUACCUUGAAUUCUGCAGUUGUUGCAGCUUCACGUACAGUGGAAUAUAACCAAAUGUAUGUGACCAGUGCACAUAUCGGCAACUUUCAAUACCCAAAUCCUAAUGCUGCAAGAAUGGGUCUACAGCCAGUUAAUAACCAAGUGGACCUGGCAAUUGUACCAUCUUCAAGUGUGUAUGGCAACAACUUAUAUAACCCAAAUCCUAAUCCUGCAAGAGUGGGUCUACGGCCAAUUGUUAUUGAUGGCAGCAACGUUGCAAUGGGACACACCAAUGGUAGAAACUUCUCAUGCAGAGGAUUGGAGAUCUGCAUAGACUACUUCCUGAAACGAAAUCACAGAGUAGUAGCUUUUGUUCCUCAGUUCCGUAAAAGUUGCCGCCACAGCCUAGAUACUCACAUACUAGACCGUCUAGAGAAACAAGGUCUUGUUUCAUUCACACCAAGUCGGAAGGUUGGAGACCGGCUAGUAAUACCUUAUGAUGACAGGUAUAUUGUGCAGUAUGCUGCUGAAUGCGGUGGUGUAAUUGUUUCAACAGAUAAUUAUCGAGAUCUUCUACGAGAAAAUCCUGCUUGGAGAGAGACUAUUGAAACGAGGUUGGGAAAGUACAGUAAUUGUCCCACAUUGUGGAUUUUUGUACUAAGUUAUCCACAUUCUAAAUAUGGAAGAUGCACUUCGACAUUCUCAUUUAAUAUUUAAUUUAAUUUGUAUAUACAGGAUGGUUCAAGUUUUGUGGGUUAAUUAAUCAAGAUGUUGAGUAAAUGAUUCGUAUUAACAUGGAUCCAGUUUGGAAAGUUCAAGUCAUGACAUCGUGGAAGUGGGAUACAUGUGUCAGAAAUAAUGACAUUAAUAAAAAAUUUUGCCAUAACUUAAGUAUGAAACUAAAGCAAGCAUUAUUUAAAAAUCGAACACUUUACAUGUUGCCAACUACUUCAAUACAUUAUACCCAGUCUUGGAAUGAAGUUACAGGCAGACCCUUCGAUCAGUUUUGUAACAUGUUUCACCGUUAAAUAACGCUCUUAUUUUCAUUUUACAUUGAAGUUAAUGUGAAAUUUUCUAAUUAAGAAUACUUAUUGCUGAUAUGUUUUAAUUUUGUUUUAAAACUUCCAUGAUUACUUAAAUUUUCAACAUUAGAACCAUGUUAAGAGGACUCUCUUUUUAUUCAAAAUUACUUUAUUAAUAUACCCACAAAGUUUGCCAGGCUCCCGAAUCAUCAUCUUGUAAAGGUUUCAUUUUCAUGGUUGCCGGUGCCCUUGAAAUUACAUUAAUACUGCAGAAUCCUUCUUGGAUAUGUUACAAAAUAAUGCAGUUAAAAAGAUAUGUGUAAGAGGACUAUUCAAGGGCUUCUCAGUGCUAAUCAAUUAGGGAUAUGGCUCCUGUCCCGCAACUCUUUUAGGCUAUCAUGUGCAAUGAACCCCCCAUUUAUAGUGUACCCCAGUUAAGAUUUUCCUUAAUCUAACAUUCAGUUUCAGUGAUUCCAGGUGUCAGUAUUAAAGUUUCCUUCAUCUAAGAUUUCCCUCAAUUUAGUGUUCAAAUCCAUACAUCCUUAAAGAAACCUUUAUUAUUAGUAUUAUUAGUAUUAGUAUUGUUGUUGUUGUUGUUGUUGUUGUUGUUAUUAUUAUUAUUAUUAUUAAAGCAAAUUUUUUAACUUUGAUCCAGAUGAGUAAACUAUAAAUUGCGUCAACUGUAAUUUUAUGGUCACAUGGAAAACUUCUAUAACGUGUUUCACUAUUCAGAUUUUUCUCUAUGCAGUACUUUAAUUAACUCUAAUGUUUGAUCUUUCCAAUUUUAUUAGGAAAAGGCUAUAAUAAAUAUAGAUUUUCUUUCUAAUCAUA
This is a messenger RNA of Cryptotermes secundus, 4368 nucleotides long. Its product is annotated as NEDD4-binding protein 1. The record is from RefSeq and is a predicted model, not a curated record. Gene Ontology annotation, cellular component: cytoplasmic ribonucleoprotein granule; nucleus. Bases 1325 to 3232 code for a protein of 635 amino acids. Gene Ontology annotation, molecular function: RNA endonuclease activity; mRNA binding. The transcript has 3 exons. Lineage: Eukaryota; Metazoa; Arthropoda; Insecta; Blattodea; Kalotermitidae.